This is a messenger RNA of Linum trigynum, 330 nucleotides long. The record is from the annotation of a GenBank genome assembly. NCBI's taxonomy places the organism in Eukaryota, Viridiplantae, Streptophyta, Magnoliopsida, Malpighiales, Linaceae.
AUGACUCGUGAACUUCUGAGGGACCUCAUGAUGUCGCAGGCUGCGAUGAGGAAUGGGCACGGCAGGAACUGCCUCAGCCGGUUGAGGGGAAGAGGAGCUCUCAUUCCUGUCGAGAAGAGGAUCAGAGGAACGAAGUGGAGAGGAAUUCUCAUCCCCAUCAUGAGUAGUGGCAAACGAGCCAAGGGGAGAGGAGUUCUCAUCCCCUUGCGAGCGGAGAGGAGGCUGCAAUGUUGGAGAAAGAGCUAUAGGAUUGUCGCUAUCAGCAACAUCCGAGUCAAUCACAGGAGAAAUAGUGCAGACAGGGGCAGUGGUGUCAUGAACGGAAACUGA